AUGGAAACAAAACAGAACAGCCACAGUAUAAAGAACCUGAGGAGACAGUGUGGCUAUCAUAAGGGAUUGACUGUUGAUCCUAUUGGAAGAGCAGGUGGUCUCUGCAUUUGGUGGAAAUCAACGGUGGAAAUUGAAUUCUUAGAUGUAACAAAGAAUUGGAUUGAUGCAGUGGUAAAGGUGCCUUCUGAUUCUUUUUAUGGAAGAUGCACAUGGGUGUACGGUACGCCAUACAACAGCGAGAAAGUGGAGUUUUGGGAGACUUUGAAUGCUUGGGGGCGUAAAGAUCACAUUCCCUGGAUGGUUAUGGGUGAUUUGAACGAAAUUUCUUGGCAACAUGAAAAAGAAGGAGGAAAUGGUUGGAAUACUUCCCGCAGAAGAUUCUUAAUUGAAUUUAUGAACUCUUGUAAUUUGAUGGAUUUGGGGUUUAAAGGUCAAGGUUUCACGUGGGAGAGGCUCAUGGGAGACAAUGUAAUCAUGAGAGAGAGACUUGAUCGUGCUCUAGCCAACCCUGAAUGGCUUGAAGAGUGGCAAGGCACUUGUGUCACCCAUUGCACUAAGAUAGGAUCUGAUCACUGUCCUAUCCUUCUUGACAGUAACCCUGCCUGUCGCAGCAAAGGCAACAUUUUCCGUUUUGAAGCGAGAUGGCUACAUGAGGAGGAAUGUGGCAAUAUCAUCAAGGAUUGUUGGUCUGAUGGAGGCUAUGCCAAGAACGAUGUGAAAUGGACCCGCAACUUGCAGCUUUGCAAGACUCGCUUAAUUAGAUGGAACAAAGUCCACUUUCCUAACUGCAAAACUCGAAUAAGGGAGCUGACCUUGGAACUUGAGCAGCUCCAAAAUGAGAACAUUCAGGAUGUCUGUGUCCCCCAGCAAAGAAGUAUCAAAAUUGAGCUUGACAAACUCUGGAACUGGGAAGAGCAAUAUUGGAAGCAACGCUCAAGAAUAUCUUGGCUCAAGUCUGGCGAUGCCAACUCAAAAUUUUUUCACAUUUCAACCAUUCAAAGGAGACAACGAAAUCGUGUAGUUAAGAUUCAAAAUGCUAGGGGGGAGUGGCUUGUUGGUGAGAAAGCAAUCAAGAAUGAAUUCUUUCAUUUCUUUCGUGACUUAUUCACUACUUCUGGGCCUCGAGAUUGGUCUGAAAUUCUCAGUAAAGUGGACUCCACCAUCACCACAGAGAUGAAUGCCACACUUCUUGCCCCUUUCACGGAAGAGGAGAUUAAAUUAGCUACGCACCAACUUGGAGCUGACAAGGCACCUGGCCCUGACGGCUUCCCAGGAAUGUUCUACAAAUUCUUCUGGAAUAUUGUCAAACCCAUUGUCUGUGGCACCACUAGUGAUCUUCAAUUUGGUCGAUGCCGUUUGGAAGCCCUUAAUAAGACUUUCAUUGCUCUGAUUCCUAAAGUCCAAGCGCCAGUGAGCACUAAUCAGUUUAGGCCAAUUGGCCUAUGCAACAACUCUUACAAGAUGCUAAAGUCAUUGCAAACAGACUGA
This is a messenger RNA of Prunus armeniaca (apricot), 1488 nucleotides long. The record is from the annotation of a GenBank genome assembly. NCBI's taxonomy places the organism in Eukaryota, Viridiplantae, Streptophyta, Magnoliopsida, Rosales, Rosaceae.